Lepisosteus oculatus (spotted gar) is the source of this 9252-nucleotide messenger RNA. Lineage: Eukaryota; Metazoa; Chordata; Actinopteri; Semionotiformes; Lepisosteidae. The record is from RefSeq and is a predicted model, not a curated record.
GCUGCUGCUCCGUAGAUUUAACAGGGAAGUAACGGGAAUAGGAUGUAACGAAAGUCGAUACGGCAUUAUUUUAGAUUUUAAAUCACUGGCGGAAAAAUGCAAAAGCAAUAUUUUUGAAUGUACAAAAUAGCACCAUAUAAAUGCACAGCCAUGCGUUUUUCCUGAUAAACUUGCAAGGAUUUUCCGAUAGGCGUCGCAAUCUGUGGAGAUUAUGUUGUGCGAGAAAGAAGAUACUGAAAAUGCUGUUGCCCGAGUUAUUAUCGUAAUUUCAGCGACCAGGGUCUUUACCUAAUGUAGAUGGUGUUUUUAUAUAUUGACAAGCUGGUUAUGAGACAUCUGUCAGUUUACAAAAGACCUACGAUUCGAAAUAACGUAGCAACCAGUCAGUUAUUACAGUUCGCAAGCCUCAAAGAAAGAUAAUUCUUUACCAUAGACUGUAAAUAAACAGUUGCAUAGUUGCUGCACUUUAUAACUGCUAUUUUUGUGAUCUAAACUAAUAUUUUUUUCCAUCGAAAGUAUUUUAACCAUUAUUCCAGCUCUUAACAUAGGUAAAUAUAUUUUAAACAUCUUGUUACUGGAAUGUGUAGGCUACUACUGCAUCCUAGACUGAACCAAAAGUGGAUAUUACAGACAAUGUGAAGAAUUUUUAAACGUGUUUACACUGGUUGCAUGGACAUUAAAAUUGCAACUGAAUCUGUAUUUCGAUGAUCACCUGGACACUUAAACAACACGAAGAGUGAAAAGAUAUUUUUACGCUUCAUGAAACAAAUAUUAUUGUACGCAUAAGUAAUUCGCGUCAUUUUUUUGGACACUGCGUUGUUCUUAACUUCUAAGUAUAUUACUGUGCCUUUAAUGUUUGUUGAGACCGUGAUUGGUUUUCUUUUAUAAACCCUCUGUUCAUCACAUGGGAGGAUCACUGACAUCAUGCCAGCGGGCGGCUAGUGAUUAACAAGGAGGAAAGUGAUUGGAACUCGGGAGAUCUUACCGGAGAACAGCGUGAAACAAGAAAAGUUUCCCCUGAAUUAAGAGGUUGAAGAGUUGGCAUAGUUGUUUUCAACGUUUGUUCUUCCUGUAACUGUAAGCCAAAGCAAUCGCUGUUGAAAAUCUCUGGAUUGAUAUCUUCUGAGAAGAAGAGAAAAAAAAAAACAUUCACAACACCCAUGCUAACCUGUUCUGGCUGGGAAUACCAUACCGCGCUUUCCCUCAAAGGAUGAACCGUGUCUACACCGCCGAUUACUAAGGGGGGAGGGAAAAGACACCUGUGUGCGGGCGUGCAUUUUGUGCUUUUCCUGUAUUUUGACACUUGAGGGAUAUUUGGGAAUAAAAAUGGACUUCGCAACAGUGGGGAUCUAUAUAAGACUGUAAAACGAACUGAUGCGCCAACCGUCAUAUUUGCAUCAAACAGAAUAAACUCUGCAAAAGCCAAGCCUUGCAUGUUGGUACAGUAUAUGUCACCUAUUGUCUUGCGCAGUCAUCCGCUCUGCCGCUGGAGUCGGUCAUACACCUUGUGCCAGUGGAUGACAGCUUUCGAUUGAGUUCCGCCUGCUGCUUCAUUUCUGACACAGAACUCUCACCAGUAACGCUGUUGAACACAGUUUACAUAUUUGCCCGGGAACUUUUUAUACAUUAUUGUAUCUAAAAGGGGGGGAAAACUCAUAGGAUUACCAUCUUGAGCACUUUGGGGGUGAGGAAAAAAAAUAAGGAUGCCAGUUAGAAAGAAAGACACAGCUCGAGCUUUAGGGCUACUGGAAGACUACUGUUCCAAACUAAGAAGGCCUGAGGAGCAGCAGCUAAAAACGGCCAUUUUGAGGGUUAUGGGAAUCUUCAAAAGCAGCCUGUUUCAAGCUCUGCUAGACAUCCAGGAGUUCUAUGAAGUCACAUUGCUUAACACUCACAAGAGCUGUGAGCAGAAGAUAGAGGAAGUCAAUCAUGUGGCUGACAAGUGGGAGCAAACAAACGCUCCUGCCACUGUCCUCCAGCAUCUACACACAGGUCAAGAGCCAAGAGAUCUGACCAAUUUAGAGUGCUACAUGCCUAGAACAGAGGAAAAUGCAGAGGAACAUGGUGAACACAGCACUAUAGAGAACAGGUCGGCUGCAGUGCAAGCUUCCCCACACACGGCCCAGCCAACAUGUAUGAGCCCUGCCCUGAUGAAUGCUCCCUGGUAUCGGUAUCAGGAUGAAGAUAUUUCGCCGCAGGAUCACGGCUUCCCUCGUCUGACCAAUGAAGUCCGUCCCCCGGAGCUGGUGCAUGUGUCCGAAAAGAACCUGUCGGAGAUCGAAAAUGUCCAUGGAUAUGUUUCUCAUUCACACAUUUCUCCCCUGAAGCUCCCCCUUGGUCACUCCUUGCUCUGCACGGGGGUCCCAGCCUCCUCGUCCUAUGACCAGGAGGUCAGCCCUCAGCCAAGCGGGUUAAGCCAAUUUCGACACCAUUAUCCUUUGAGUACACUUCAUUCUUGGCCUGCACUGGUUACCCGUUUUGAUCUUACAUACCCGGGUCUGACUGCUGCAAACUACCUGGCCAGUCCUGCACCAAUAAUUGUGAACACAGAGACAUUGGACACUGUACCAUAUGUAAAUGGAACAGAAAUUGAAUAUGAAUUUGAAGAAAUUACACUGGAAAGGGGUAACUCAGGGUUGGGAUUUAGCAUCGCAGGAGGGACAGACAACCCUCACAUUGGGGAUGACCCCGGUAUUUUUAUUACCAAAAUUAUUCCAGGCGGGGCUGCAGCAGAGGAUGGACGACUCAGAGUCAACGACUGUAUCCUGCGGGUGAAUGAUGUAGAUGUUUCUGAAGUCUCGCACAGUAAAGCCGUUGAGGCCCUUAAAGUAGCAGGAUCAAUUGUACGGCUUUAUGUGCGCCGGCGAAGACCAAUGCUGGAGACUGUAAUAGAAAUUAAACUCAUCAAAGGACCAAAAGGGCUGGGGUUUAGUAUUGCAGGUGGGGUGGGAAACCAGCACAUCCCCGGGGACAACAGCAUUUAUGUGACCAAAAUCAUUGAUGGUGGAGCUGCACAGAAGGAUGGGAGGUUGCAAGUUGGUGACAGGCUGCUUAUGGUGAACAACUAUAGUUUGGAAGAAGUAACUCAUGAGGAAGCUGUAGCCAUACUGAAAAAUACAUCAGACGUUGUAUAUUUGAAGGUGGGAAAGCCAACAAGUGUUUACUUAACAGAUCCUUAUGGACCACCUGACAUCACACAUUCAUUCUCUCCACCAAUGGAAAACCAUAUCUCUUCCCCUGGCAACAACGGCACUCUGGAGUACAAGUCCAGUCUUCCCCCUAUUUCACCAGGGAGGUACUCCCCCCUUCCAAAACACAUGCUUGGGGAAGAGGACAUUAACAGGUUGGAUGGUUUUUCAUUUUUACGAAAUGCCUCAUUAGAUGAUGGUGAAAGUCACAAGUUCGAAUCCCAGCACUUCCAGUUGAGGCCACCUGAGCCAGUUUACAGCACUGUGAACAAACUGUGUGACAAACCACCUUCUCCCCGCCACUAUUCCCCUGUUGAAUGUGAUAAAAGCCUCCUCCACUCAAUUCCUUUCCCUCACUAUCACAUAGGCCUCCUCCCUGACUCUGAGAUCACCAGAGAACCCCGGAAGAUCGUCCUGCACAAGGGCUCAACGGGCCUGGGCUUCAACAUUGUGGGGGGCGAGGAUGGGGAAGGAAUCUUUGUGUCCUUCAUCCUGGCGGGAGGACCUGCAGACCUGAGUGGCGAGCUGCGAAGAGGAGACCAGAUCCUGUCUGUAAAUGGCAUAGAUCUGCGAGGUGCUACACAUGAACAGGCAGCAGCAGCUUUAAAGGGAGCAGGACAGACAGUGACCAUUAUUGCACAGUACCGGCCAGAAGAAUACGGUCGAUUUGAAGCAAAAAUCCAUGAUUUACGGGAGCAGAUGAUGAACCACAGCAUGAGCUCAGGAUCAGGCUCUCUACGAACCAACCAGAAGCGUUCUCUUUACGUCAGGGCUCUGUUUGACUAUGAGAAAACAAAGGACAGUGGGUUACCCAGUCAAGGUCUCAGCUUUAAAUAUGGCGACAUCCUCCAUGUUAUCAAUGCUUCAGAUGAUGAGUGGUGGCAAGCAAGGAGGGUCACACCGGAGGGGGACAGCGAAGAAAUGGGGGUCAUUCCAAGCAAGAGGAGAGCACAAAUCAUCAUGCUUUGUGCCCCAGCUGUGCCUCCCAUUUGCAUGUGUUUCCAGCCUCUUUGUAUGUUUUUUAUUAAAACAGCCAAAGCAUUUUAUUGUUGUUAUAAUGUAAGAUCUGUUGUUUUACUUGAACAAGUGUGUGUUAAAGAAGGAAGCAGCUUUACUGCAGUGCUGAAGGAGCUCCAUGCAAGUCAUUCAAUGACAAGCGUAAAAAGAACUUCAUCUUUUCACGAAAAUUCCCAUUCUACAAGAACAAGGAGCAGAGUGAGCAGGAAACCAGUGACGCUGAACGACAUGCCUGGAAUAGGUGACGACGGGUAUGGGACAAAGACACUGCGGAGUCAAGAGGACUUGAUUCUUUCCUAUGAGCCUGUCAUUAGACAAGAAAUCAACUACACCAGACCUGUUAUCAUCCUGGGUCCGAUGAAGGACAGGAUUAAUGAUGAUCUAAUAUCUGAAUUCCCUGACAAGUUUGGAUCAUGUGUGCCACAUACCACAAGACCAAAGCGUGACUACGAAGUGGAUGGGCGGGAUUAUCACUUUGUCACCUCCAGAGAGCAAAUGGAGAAAGACAUCCAAGAGCACAAGUUUAUUGAAGCUGGACAGUAUAAUGACAAUCUGUAUGGAACCAGUGUCCAAUCUGUAAAAUACGUAGCAGAGAGGGGAAAACACUGUAUAUUGGAUGUAUCAGGAAAUGCUAUAAAAAGAUUGCAAGUUGCACAACUCUACCCCAUUGCCAUCUUUAUAAAGCCUAAAUCUAUUGAGUCGUUAAUGGAAAUGAAUAAAAGACUCACAGAAGAGCAGGCAAAGAAAACUUAUGAUCGAGCCAUGAAGUUGGAGCAAGAGUUUGGCGAAUACUUCACAGCUCUUGUUCAAGGAAACACCUUAGAAGACAUUUAUAACCACUGCAAGUUAGUGAUAGAGGAACAGUCUGGACCUUACAUCUGGAUUCCCUCAAAGGAAAAAUUAUAAAAAACCCUUGCCAGUGAACUGAGACUGCAACUAUAGGAAUAAUUUGUAAUAUAUUAAUUAUUAUGAUGAUGGUUAUUAAUAAUGAUUAUAAUAACUACUAUUAACAGACUUUUUAUUAUUGUUGCAUAUUUUUUUUUCCACUUUCAAUAUGAAUGUUCCUGAAUGUACACCACAAAGUGUUAGAAGCUUUUUUGGCCUCAGACAUGGACAAUUUGUUAAUAUAUUUAUUAUUAUUUAAAAGAAAAGGAAAACUUCAGAAGGAUUGACGAGUGAAGAGACUAGGAAACCACCUGGCUCAUCUCCUCACCAACUACGUAUAUGGACGACAACAAUAUCAGUUUCUUUAGCUUUCCAACUAAGUCUGAGCACUCUUAAGCGCCCUCAAGAAACUCAUCACACAUUUGUGGUUGAAAUAGUGACUUUUCUGUUCUAUGCACAUCUGUGGCUCCUGGACAUUGUCUUUUUUUUUCAUUGAUUUGUUCAUUUUUGUUUUUGUUCUUUUUUGGUUGGUUAUGUUUCUAGGAGAAAAAAAAAUACUUUAUCUAUAUAAAGAUUCUUUAUAAACUACAAUGAUGCUUUAUCUAGAAUGAACAAAUAAAAGGGAUACAACUGGGUAUAGGAAUUUUCACUAUAUAUUUUGGUAUUUAUAUUAAUAGAGGGCACAACAGCACAGAAAAUAUUUAUAGUAAAAAAUAUAACUUUGUAAAAAAGCCGAUUUUACUGAUGUAAACUAGCGUUUUGUGUUAGAUAUACAGUACAGUAGUCCUGAUGAGUUUGUCUUUACACAUUAAAUAGAGCUUAGAACCUGUCCGAAUGUGAUGCACUAUAGGAGCAAAAAGUACUUUGCAUCACUGAUGACCAAAAUGGUGACAUGGAUCCAAUGCUGAACUUUAUUUCCCCCAAAUUGUCCAAUUUACUAAUAUUUUCCAAAUAUUACAGUUCAUUUUUGUUCAAUAAAAAACCUAUGCAGGGGCAUAAAAUAUUUCACUUAAGGAGGUUUUUUUACCAAUUUCUCGACCGUAAUGUGGAACUGUGAGCAUCUGCAUAAGAAGGGUUAUUGUAUACAAUAUAUACAAUAAAGCAACCAUUGUAUCUUUUCGAAUUGACUAUAAAUUCAAGUAAGACAGACUUGGAAUAUAUCUGUUUUUCUAAAUCAGUGAAAUUUCUCAAUGUUUCAGUCAUUCAUCAUGAAUGUUGUGUUCUUACUCACAACUGGGGAAUACAAUUGUAGUAGAUGAUUGGCAGCUACUCUGUAUAUUUCUGCUAAAGUAAAACACGAGAGAUCGAACCCUUUGCAACAUUGCCAAAUGCAUGAAGUCAAUACUACCGGAUUUGGCUAAAUGUAUGAGUUUCACUAUCAUAGAUUUGUGACUUGAAUAGCUCAAAGUAAGUCUUGGGCUGGGGAAAUAAAGCAAUAUUUGUGCCUCUCUUACAGAAAGCACAAAAAUAGAUUCAGAGAAACAAGUUAACAUGAGAAAAAGGAAAGUGAAAGUGAUCAAAGUUCUGAGUUGAACAACAAAAGAAUACCGUAUAAAAAAUUUAAGUCGUGUGAAAUCAUUUACAAAGGGUACUGUAGACCAUUAGUUCCGCUAGAUAGGCCCAUAUUUCAUUAAUACGCAAUUAAUAAUUUUAUUGCAUAUUAAGCAUUUCACUGAUUCACAUUAAAAAGUCUUUACUCACUCUAAAACAUUUUGAGUCAGAUGCCAUAACACUUAGGCUUUCAGGCUGGCUUAUCGGUCUUAUUAAGACUCAAACAGGAAAAAAGAGCUAGCUCUUUAUGAUGAUCACAUUAUGAUGAUGUGUAGAGGAUCUCAGACACAAGCUUAUCCCAGUUUGGCUGCUAGGGCAAAAAUCAAUCAGCACUAUUUUGUAGCGAAUGUGGUCUAUGAUGACUCAUACUAGAUUUACAUCUGUUGAGAGUUAGCUGUUUGUAUAAAGACAUACGGCCUGGUAAUUAAACUGUAUUCUCCAUUUUAAUACAGCCUUGUAAUUCCAUUAGCUGGAUCCCUUGACACUUCGGUCAUCACUUGCCUUAAAGUGGGUAUGGUUUUCUGAAAAGGAAGCAAAGGUUGCUACUGACUCAACUAGUAUUCAAACCUAGUAUUGCUUAUAGUGUCAUUUCUUAAGAUGGGGAGUUUGAUUAAUAAAACAGGAUCACAAAAUAUGCAGGAAGUUAAUUCCUGUUAUUUCCAACGUGGCCACAAUUUCAGUAAAUAAAUUCUUGUCUAACUUCCUAUUAAAAUAAAUGACAGAUAAUGUCACUAUUGCACUCUAAACAAAAUCACAUCUUUAAUAAAAUAUUGAGGAGCAUCUCACACUUGUGUCAUCCACAUAGAAUUCUUACAAUAUAGCAUAUCAUUCCCAAACAGGUUUAUGAAGUAUCAGGAUGCAUUUGAAAGCACUGUUGUUUUUAUUUCAAUUUUUUUUCUAGGAAUACACAUAAAUAUAAAUAUGUUGUAUAAACCAGUAGACGUUAUUUCUUUAAUGCUGUUUCACUGUAAGUGAAAGAACCCUCUGUGCUCAUGCAUACUGAACCAAGAACUUGUUUGUAUUCCUUUUGCAACAUGGUCUAAAAAAUAAUUUUCUGAAGUUCAAAAUGGUACCUGGUUCACAUGUAAGGACCUUUAUUUUUCUGCACAGACCUUAAAUGCUAAAUUGUAAUGAUUAUUCACAGUAUUGUCCUUUAACAUCAGUCUCCAAAUUCACUCCUGCUAUAAAUAGUUGGUUUUUCAGAUUUUUACUCUUUCCAUAAGGUUGCAAAAUACUAGCAGCAUCAGGCAUGCGAGUACUAGAUUAAUGUGCAGUUUAUUUUAAGAAAUAUUGUUAACCUAAAAUAAUUUAAAAAUGUGACCUGCUCUUUAAAUUUGCAUACUGUAUGUUUCUUUAUACAUAUAUUAUAUUUAUAUACAAGCAGAAAUUGGCAUUUUAUGUAAGAAGGGUAUUGAUGUUUUUUUACUCAGGGCUACCAGAUAAUGUUUGAUAAAGAUAAAAAAUAAGCAUCCUUGGUUAUCAAAGUUUAUUUGUCAAUUAAGGCUAUAGGCUUUAGAAUACUCAAUUUUCAAGACAAUAAAUAUUGCAAUGUGCACACUACCAUUUCAAAAAUAUUAUGUAGCUGAUGCAUCUUCCUAUUUUUCCUGAUUUAGUCAUGCAGCCUUUCAGGCUCUCUUACUUUACUAUUACAUGCUGUGUUUUGCAGAAAUAAAGAUUUGAAAGAUAUGAUAUGGCAAAGUGCAAUCUAAUUAUGGAAAAUGAAUUGGUUGUUUGUAGGAUAACAUAAUUUACGUUUGUGUUGAUAUGAUUUAAUGUGUUGAUAUGCUUUCCCUUUCAGAGUGGACAUUGCACUUAAGAAAAUGAAAUGUUCUUUCUUCAUCUUCAUCUGAUUUUUAAUUGUAUUUCUUGCUCUUAGUAAAACAUUUUGUACAUAGUAUACAGCUUUUCUGACAUUGUUGGUUUUCCCAAACCUUUCAGUUACUGCGAUAUACCCAUUUAGCCCACUGCUGCUGGAGUUUGUCUCUUACUUUAUUUGGUCGUGACUAACUAACUGUCUUUCAGAAUUGUUUUACAUUUAAUAUAUACAGUCUGUAACAUAUGCCCUGAUUUUUUUCUCCCUUCUGCCCCAUUGUGUUAGUACAGACCACCCUUGCAAGCAACACAGUACAAAGAUUGGCAAUUUUUUGCUUAGUAAGGAUAUGGUUUCAUCAUGACUUUCAUUUCAGAUCAAAGUCUCAAAUCACAUUUUAAGAAUGCAUUUCUGCUUUUACCUGGACAGACCAAUGACACACAUACCUUUGUUGAAGCACACAUAAAUGCAAGUGGAACUGUACAGUUAUUAAUAAUGGUAUCUAUUCUUUGGUAUUAUUUGCAUUCUUUUUCAAAAAAAGAAGAGAAAUGUCCUUUGCAUUAUGUUAUGUACUCUUGAUUGCUUUGAAAAAUCACUUUAAAGACAAUUGCUUUAGGUAUAAAUGAAGGUAAUAUUACUCUACAUAGUAGCCAUCUGAAUUGUAAAUUAAAGGUUUGGUGAGACUUUUAAAAAAAACUUCUGUCUUACAUUGUGUGGUGUCCUUCCUUGCUGUCCUCUCUUCUCAGUGAGUUUUGGAUUGGGUCUUAAAUUUAUCUUCUUCAGACCAGACUGUUUCCAGUA